CUCAAGCCUGUGACGUUAUUCAGGAAGUUUGUUGUAAACAAGAGACGUAGCACGACUAAAAAGAAAGCAAAACAUAAAGUCGAACUUCAUUUAAUUAAAACAGAAAGCAUUAAUAGCAAACAAAACUGGAUAUAGAUAACUCGCCGAAACCGCUUAAUAGAAAGAUAGAUGUAUCCCUUCCAAUACUUAAAAGCUGUUGUUUGCUCAGAAAUAUAGACACGACUGUGUCACAGAUAAUAAGGUGAAAUGUUUAAUUUUCUUGGAAUUCGUAAAGACUCUAAGAAGCUGACUCCUGAGAAGGAAGCAGAUGGAUUUGUGCUAUUAGGGGAAACAAUAGAAGAACAGAGGCAGACCAUGCAAAGAAUGGAACAUGUUCAACAAGGAUCAAAUGUAUUAAUACAGCCUUCACAGACAACAGCAGUGAAUCCACCUUCAGCAUCUGUUGAGCCGACACAAGCGAUGAAUCAAACUGCAGAAGGAGCUCCACUGAUGUCUGAGCUUCUCAGUGAUGUGCCUUUCACUUUGGCUCCCCAUAUUCUUGCAUUGCAGACAAGUUUUACUGAUAUUCCCGAUGCACUAGUUUCAGGGGACAUAAAUGAUAAUUUGGCUAGUUUUCGAUACGAUUUUACUCUGGAAAACUCUGUUCUUUGUGAUUCCUAAAUUCAUACACGUGUACAGAAGAUUCUUUAUUCUAUUUCCUUUUCCCAUCAGUACAAAAUCAAACCAUACUGUAUAUUUCUCCAAAGAAAGUGGUUAAAUAAAAUAUACUGUAUCAAGUAACGUGUUGGGGUUACAGAAUAGAGCUUUCAGCAGUGAUGUUUGCAUUCUAAUUUGUACAGCUGUCAGAGGUUGUGAUUGCCAGCUGAUUCAUAGUCUGUCGAAAGUCACAAUGAUUACAAUGGAGAAAAAGCAUGCAAUGAAUUAUUCUGCUUUAAAAAUCAGUCAUUAGUGCUGAAAAAUGAUCUUUUAUAAAUUAAAAUAUGAACACUCCUGUAAUAUUUCACACGCUUAUUAUUCUAGAAUCUAUGAUACUGUUUAUAUGUAACGUGGUGUCCUUUGCAAGAGAGGAAACAACUAAUUUACAAUUGAGCUUACUCAUUUAUUAGCAGCAGAAAUUGAGUAGUGCAUACUGUACAUGAAUUAUGGUAUAUCUAUAAAGUAGGGGUGUGCCUAAAGUCGUGUUUUCAUAGUAAUUACCUGUAAGAAAUUUGAAGUUGUUAGGUAUUAAUUAAAUGGAAUAAAAUGUGUUAAUUACCUUGGUUUCCCUUGUUUACACAAUUACAGAGUAUCAAUCAAUAACAACCUGACAAUGGUAUUUAAUAUGGAACCUGUCAUGAUCAAACUAAAACCAAUUCAUAUUUUAUAAGCAAUUUUAUGUCUUAUUUUAUUUUUCUUGAUAUUAAAUCAUUUUGCUCCCACUUUCCUUAGAAAUGCAUCCCCUCUGCAGUGAAUUAUGAGAUUGUCGUCCUGGGCAUGGUUGUUACCUCUGAUUUAAACUCAACAAAGAAAUGCAUAUCCCAUUCCACACUGGUAGGUUGGUUUAACAAAAGGUCACGUUUACGUGAUGAAUCAGUUGCAUUUGCUAGUUCUGCAACAUAUUUCCAUUGUCGGUUUAUGGCCUUGGUAUGGCUGUAAAAAUGUCAGUGCCCUCCCAAAGGAGAGGAAAAUUCACCUCUAAUCUGCUUUUUAAACACAGUGCAGAAGUUAAUUGCCAUCGAUUUGUACUCAUUGGUGAAGGUGAGGGAAGGGCAGCCUUUCUUGUUUUGAAACACAUGAACACAUGAAUAAAUAGGUGUGAAAGGUAAUUGCUUGGAAAAUACUGUAUGAGCACACCCCUACAAUAAAGAUACUGUGUGUGUAUUUCCUUUUAUUAAGAUGCCUAUUUGUGCAAAUACAAUUUGUGUAUGCACAUUGUAGAUAUUUGUUUGCAUAGAUGGUGCUUGUUUAAGUAUAUCUGUACAAGUAAUUUACAGAAACCACCAGAACUCCUUGUUGUAAUGUUUAUAUUGCUUUAAAAUUAUUUAAGAUUCACAGGAACAUUUUGUAUUAUGACAUGCUAUAAAUUAAAUUGGCUUUACUACCCCCUUUAA
This is a messenger RNA of Acipenser ruthenus (sterlet), 2090 nucleotides long. It is a transcript of the gene umad1, whose product is annotated as UBAP1-MVB12-associated (UMA) domain containing 1. Bases 247 to 660 code for a protein of 137 amino acids. Lineage: Eukaryota; Metazoa; Chordata; Actinopteri; Acipenseriformes; Acipenseridae. The transcript is spliced from 4 exons. The record is from RefSeq and is a predicted model, not a curated record.